Armigeres subalbatus is the source of this 743-nucleotide messenger RNA. RefSeq lists its product as uncharacterized. Gene Ontology annotation, molecular function: zinc ion binding. NCBI's taxonomy places the organism in Eukaryota, Metazoa, Arthropoda, Insecta, Diptera, Culicidae. The record is from RefSeq and is a predicted model, not a curated record. Gene Ontology annotation, cellular component: nucleus. The coding region runs from base 15 to 656 and encodes 213 amino acids. The transcript is spliced from 2 exons.
UCACUUUCUUCAAAAUGGCUACAACAAUGGCCAGCGGCGUUCCAACGGAGGAAUACUGCCGUUGUUGUCUGACAGAAGUGUCUGAUCUACUAUUCGAUGUGUUUGCCAUUCUAGAGGAAUCCAAGGGUCCGAUCUGCGAGUUAAUUGCCACGAUUUGCGGAAUCACCAUUACGGAAAACGACGAGACGUCGAAAAACAUUUGCGGCGACUGUUUGAGAGAUUUGGUCAACACGUUCCGAUUCCGUGAGCGCUGUCUUCGUGCUAAUCAGAUCGUACAACCAAAACCAGUUCAGGACGCCGUGGUACCUCAAGUAGAAAAAUGUGAUCCGGAAUUGACUGAGGAGAAUCUGGCUAACGCUGAGAAGGCAACUGUUUCGAAGGAAGAUAAGGAAACGCAAACAGACAAAGUUGUCAACGUGCAGCAGAACAAACCGAAGAAAAGUUUCAAGUACUACAAGUACCGUAGUACAUUCGCUAACAAACAUAAGCCGUCGGGUAAUUUUCGUAUUCACAAAUGUCCGUUUCAGUGCAACAUCUGCUGGAGAAGAUUUAAACAACCGCAGGAUCUGCUGAUGCACAGAGGCUCUUCCCAUCUCGCAGGCGACCAUUUCGGCAAAAUCACCUUGAACCUGAACCAUCGGGGACAGUGGUUCUAAUCCAAUCCGUCGGAAUGAGCUGUACAUUGGCUUCAAAAUGUUUUAAUACUUGACUUAACAGAACUGAUUUUAAAAAUACAUAAAUAA